AUGGUGGCACUUAUGGAUAAAAUCGCACAGCUUUUCCGCAACAAACAAUAUAGCGAUCUUAUUCAACUCAUAGACAAGCAGCUACACGCGAAGAAUGAGCCAGAAGCACUAAUCUUUCUUUACGCUAUACAAGGCGAGAUAUCCUUUAAACAGAAGGAUUGGAUUCAAGCAUUUGCAGCUUAUGAGAAGGCUGUCGCCGAAUCUAAACAGAAGGGGCUCCCGACACAAGUCUACGCCCAAAUAGUUCAGAGGCAGAUGAUUAUCCUUUUAAGAUUGCAGAUGUUAGACACAGCGUUCGGAUUGUUUAGUGAAAAUCAGAGUGUAUCUGUUGAUAACGUACAAGUAUUAGCACAGUUAGCCUUGUUGUAUCUGAUGUGUGAGCGAUAUUCAGAAGCAGAGAAAUUACUUUCUUCUAUAGUCGAGAGUUCUACCUCAAAUACCAUCACCCUUUCAAAGCAAUUCAAGGAGGACAUAGGCCCGUUCAAAGAGCUAUUUGGCGUUUUGGACACAUAUGACACAUUUCUUGCGACCAUUUUGAACAACCUAGCCAUCUGUAAUAGCAAGCUUGGGAAUCACACGCUAGCGUUUGAUCAGUUUCAGCAGGCACUAGACAUAAUAAAAGACCCAGAGAAAAUAACCAGGCCACCAUUGUCACCGAUCACCGUGCUGUUCGACAACUGUGUCUCCACGGUAGAUGAAGAUAAAGAGAAAGCUCUAAAAGUAGAGCACCACAUGCUGACGAUUAACGAGUCUAAAGAGAACCAAGAAGAUGACACAGUCCUGAGCUUGCUUAGGGAUGGGUGCACGCUGAUUCCUUCAAGUACACUGGGCACCCACCUGCCACUCAUAAUCGAAUUACACUCUACCAUAUGCUAUAACAUUGGAAAAUUAGAAUUGACUCUAGGGAACCUUGACCGGUCAGUCAAUCACUUUAAGAAGUCCAUUGAAUAUCAGCCCAGCUUUGCUCGAUAUGUGGCACUUGGUCUUGUAUAUCGCGACAUGAGGAACUUCUAUGAUGCUGCAGAGAUGCUGACUAAAGCAGUAGACUCGUGCGUGGGAAUCAGCAACCUUUGUUUGGGAGAAGUGGUAUAUAAUUUAGGUAUAUUAGUUUCUGAAGAGCUAAAGAUGCCGUACAAGUCUCUACAGUUUUUCGAUGAAGCCACCGUUUUGUUUAUUAGGGGCGAGUUUAGUGCUGGCGCUAUUUUGUCAAGAAUAAUGAAGGCUAAUUCUUUGACAACUAUCACCACAGCUACCGCUGUAAGUAGUGACUGGGAGUUCAUAAUGGCAUUUCUAAAUACGUUAUAUUUAGACCUCUGUGCAUUUAGCAAAGAUCAGGGGUUUAAUGUAGAAGCCGCCUUCACUGGCACCAACGCUAUAUCCUUCAAUCUGCCAAUCACGGAGCCACAGGAAAAAGAGUCCCCUAAGAGUGACAAGAUAGCUAGCGAAAAGCCUCUAGUUGAAAGUAACCCUGGCAGAUCAAGAACACCCUCAUCAAUGAAUGACGUAUAUAUGCUGAGCGCUGAAAACUUGAGCUUCAGCCUGCUAGAGUCCUCAUUUGCUCAAAAAGAGACUAUCACAUCACGGCUAUUUCCAACCUUCCAAGCUGAAACAAAGAGAUACUUGGCAAUCUUGUAUACCAAUCUUGGGCUGAUCUACUACCGCAUUGGCAUUCCUACGUAUUACAAGCAAGCAAGGAGGUGUUUUGAGGUUGCCAUCUGGUUCGAUAACGACUGUGUUUUUGCCAUCAACUAUCUUAGCGUCCUGUUGCUGAAGGAGAACUCUAAAACCUUGGCCAUUGAAGGUCUGCUUAAAUGCACAAGGUUGUUUCCAGAAUAUUACGAGCCAUUUUAUAACCUUGGCAACAUACUGAAGGCAGACGAGGAGAACAAGAAGGCGCUUCAAUAUUACAGCAGGGCUAUUGAGCUGAACCCCCGUUUUCUUGACGGAUAUCUUGCCAGAGGGGUGCUCUAUGCUGAACUACACCGCUUUGAAACGGCCUAUUUAGACUUCAGUAAGUGUAUCGAGCUCGAUCCUGACAACAGGCAUGCAUUUUGUAACUACAUCCAUAUGAAGCAAAUACUGGGCAUUUUCCAUAACGAUACCUUAGAUAUGCGAAAGAUCUCAAAAAUCAUAGACGAUUAUAUCCACGAAUAUCUGACUGUCCAGAAUGCGAUCAAUAAAGGGGUGGUUCUUCCAAGCCACCCUCUCCCUCCAAUAAUGCCCUACCACUGUUAUCUUUACCGGCUGUCGUCGUCUCAACUGAGAUUUAUUUGUCAGCGAUACUCUGAGCAGAAUGUUAAUUGGGUGAAGCAGAACAUAGAUAUGAUGUCUACCCCGCUCCUGGAUCUUUCUAUUCAUCAACGCCCAAUGCCGCCAAGUAUAGGUCUUAUCAACUCCGUAUCUUCUAGCUCUCAACUCCAACUCUCCAUGCUUCCGCUCAACCAAUCAGCCGCCGAUUCUAUGGUGCCUCUUGCUAUGCUUACACCUGGGCCUACUCUCUGCACAGCCAUAGGAUUCCAAAGCAUUAAAUCCGUCAUUAGAGAUUCGCAGCACAUAACACACGGACCAAUUUUUUCAUAUGAUAGGGCCCUGAUUACCCUAGCACGAUCCAAGCAUUCUUCCAAGUGCCCUAUUUCAUACAUUGAUAUUGUCAAUCUUAAGUCACCUCUGAGGCUCGGAGUGUUAUGUGACGACAUAAACUCCAUCCCGAUUGGCUGCAUCCUUGAGUCGUGGCUACGCAAUAUCGAUCCCAAAGUAGCAUCCCUAUCCAUUUAUAGCACAGUUGCCUCCGACAAAUCCGCCCUCCGCACUUCUCUUGAAGCUCACUGUAGCAAUUUCAUAGACUUUACUAACUAUAAGUACCAGAACAACCCCUUUUUGUGUGCUCAGAGAAUAAACGGAGAUGGGAUUUGUAUCAUGAUAUCUAUGUGUCAGCAUAAUUGUGGUCUGGAAGGAAGGAUCCUGGCAAUGCGGCCGGCGCCGAUCCAGAUAAGCUAUUGGACGCACGGCGGAACCACUAAUAGCAACUAUCUCGACUAUAUUCUUGCGGAUCAAUACUGCAUACCACCAGGCUAUGCGCACUUGUAUUCCGAGCAUGUCAUCACAAUGCCGGGGUGCUUCAUUUGCCCCAGCCAUAGUAUGCAUUAUAGCAAUGCGAUUCUCCUGGAGGAGCACGCGGACAUCCUCAAGGUCACUGUGGAGGAGGUCAGAAGUCUCAUUCAGGACAGCAAGCCCGAUAUAGAUGUGAACCAUCACAGCGCUGCUGGAGAGAAUAUUCUGAGCCUGGACGGAAGCGAUGCAACGUCGUCGUCUGUUGAUAGUGGAAUAGGGAGCCGCACACAUUCGGAAGCACCGAUUGGAGGCGGCGACAAGGACGAGGGAGCCCACAGCUCAAAGAUAUUAGAGCUGGAGCUGGAGCUGGCAGAAAUAGCGAAGAUGAAGGGGGAGACUAAGAAUGGGGUGUCGACAAACUCGGCUAGCGAGGGGAGGGACGAGCUUUUGAUGAACGAUAGAAUCCUCAUCACCGGUGACAAUGUGUUUUUCCAGGUCCAGCCGAUCCGAAACGGACGGUUGGUUGGCGGCAGAGAUAGAUCCAUGAUCAAGAAGAUGGAGCCGCUGUUGAAGGCCAUUUAUCCGCUGCAAAGAAUCGCUUCGGAAGCGGCAGUUCCAGCUAGCAUGGAGAAGAGUGAAAAUAAUUCUGAUCUCACCAGUCACCGCGUGUGUCUGGAGCUGCCUCUAUAUCGCAAGAACAUCCGCGCGCUCUACGGGAUACCGGCUAACUGCUUUUUGUUCUGCACGUUCAAUCAAGUGUACAAGUUCGACAUGGGGACGCUGGGAAUCAUCGCCGCUCUGCUGCGCAGUGUGCCCAAUGCAUACUAUGCGCUCCUCAAGUUUCCCCCUGCGUCUCAGCUGCACAUCGAGGCCUUCUUUAGGCACAAGGCGCCGGACAUCUUGGAUAGGGUCAUCUUUCUAAGCAUGCUUCCGAUGAAGGUGGAGCACAUACGGCGCUACCUGGCCGUUGAUGUGUUCGUGGACACCUUGAAGUGCAACGGAAGCACCAUCGUGCUCGACGCGCUGUGGUCAGGUGUUCCUGUCGUCGGAUUUGUAGGGGAAUACAUUCUUAGCCGGAAGACCCUUUCGUUUCUGAGCGUCCUGGAAUGCAAAGACCUGAUUUGCGCGUCCCAAGGGGAGGCCGUACUAUUGUGCACCCGCUUGGCGGUAGACAGCGGCUACUAUUUUAGCGUACGGAAGCGGAUCCUAAAGAAUAGAUCGAAUCUCUUCAACAUUUCGCGGUGGUGUGACAACUUCGUGUUGACCAUGAUGCUUGCCUACAAAAACUGGAUCUUCGGCGGCAAGCCGACCAGCUUUUCGACAGAGAGGGUCAUUGCAAACGUGAAGAGCCAGGGCUUCUCGUGGCCCUUAAAGAGUACGGGGGCACAGUAG
Giardia duodenalis is the source of this 4443-nucleotide messenger RNA. RefSeq names its product O-linked GlcNAc transferase. The record is from RefSeq and is a predicted model, not a curated record. Gene Ontology annotation, molecular function: protein N-acetylglucosaminyltransferase activity; protein binding. The coding region runs from base 1 to 4443 and encodes 1480 amino acids. The transcript has a single exon. Gene Ontology annotation, biological process: protein O-linked glycosylation. NCBI's taxonomy places the organism in Eukaryota, Fornicata, Diplomonadida, Hexamitidae.